This is a messenger RNA of Colletotrichum truncatum, 1674 nucleotides long. The record is from RefSeq and is a predicted model, not a curated record. NCBI's taxonomy places the organism in Eukaryota, Fungi, Ascomycota, Sordariomycetes, Glomerellales, Glomerellaceae.
AUGGGCCAAGUGUACGCUGGCGCAGCACGGACAAGAGUAUGGCUCGGGGAGUCGACAGAGACAGAUUACCAAGCCUUGCAGAGUUUGGCAGCAUUGUCGCAAGUUUUGAACGACAUAUCCACCAGCAUGGUCGGGGUCGAUGCCACUGUGCAGAUGAUUCAGCGGAAAUUCUUCACCACCAUGAACAUUGAUCGGCUGGAAUGGGAGUUGCUGUCCGAAAUGCUGAACCGGGCAUGGUUCAAGCGGACGUGGAUCAUACAAGAGGUUGCCAACUCCAAAAGCAUUCAGGUGCAUUUAGGCCAGAUAGAGUUUCCGUGGAACUUAUUGUCCAACACGGUCCUCUACUCGACGACGUACAAACUCCAUUCCGCUCUUACAGAAUGCAAGGCCUUCAAGACCAUCAGUACCAUGGAGAACUUGCGUAGGGAGCGUAUUGACGACUCCCAGGCGUAUACAGCGAUGCCGCUUUUGGACAUGCUAGAAGAGCUGAGAGACUUCAAAGCUACGAUUCCUAGCGAUAAGAUUUAUGGAGUGUUGGGUCUGACGAAUCGCAAAAACGAGUUUGUCGUGGACUACGCCCAGGCACCAGAGAAGGUCUUCACCGAUUUUGCGGUCAGGGAGUUGAAGUCGGGUUGUUUGGACCUCCUUGCACACUGCGUCGACUCUUCUAAGCCCAAGACUCUUGAGCUACCGUCCUGGGUACCGGACUGGACUUGCCCUGGCUGGACUGAGCCAUUGCGCACCCGCGGUUUGGAAACCGCAGCCGGCCGUGGAGUUGAGCCUGAUCUAGCAAUUGACGAAAAUGCAGGCAUCCUUCGCAUCAAAGGAAGGAUGCUUGACAGGAUAGCAAGCGUCGAAUCAAAACGCCAAAUACCGCCACCAAACCAGCAGGGACUAAGGGGCUCUCAGGACGAUGAAAAAGAUGAUAGGAGUAAGUUCGACCCUGAAAAAAUCGAAAUGAGUGUAUAUGGUGGUCGAAUCCUCGAUGCCGAACCUGAUCCGCCAUACGAGGAUGACGACACGGCUGGCACCGCAAAUCAACCCGCUGGGAGAAAACGCCCUAAGGAUGCCAGGUACAGGUAUGAAAAGUUCAUUGAGAUGGCCAUUGAGAACAUGAAGAACUGGCAUCUUGGCGUUAUAGAUGUUGCAUUCCCCGACAAAAAGACCACGGCCCAGGGUUGGGAAAACUUCUGGAGGACACUCAUGUGCAACAGAACCCGUGACAACGAGAGACCUGGUGAAAACUCUGCUGCCGGCAUGGAUAUUUAUUUCAAGAUAACAGUAGGCCUGAACGGCAGUUCGGGAUCGGGUUUGGAUGCGGUUCUGCAAACGCGGAUACGCGACCAGAUAGACAACCACGGCAUGUCCCUGCGGGACUCUGACGCUUACUACUUGAAGGAGAAAGAGGCGUUCGAAACGUUUAGUGGAGCACACAACAAAUGGACUUACAAUCGUCGCUUCUAUCGGUCUGAGGGUGGCCGGUUUGGUUGGGUGGUUGACGGAACGCAGCCUGGGGAUGCUGUAGUUUUGUUUCACGGAUGCGAUUCUACUUUUGUUGUUCGACAAACAGCAGAUGGAACUUGGCGCAUUAUUGGGGACUGCUACAUUCAUGGCCUGAUGGAUGGCGAGGGGCUAAGGCCCGAGUUUGAGGAGAUGUAUUUUCAGAUUGUCUGA